AUGUUCGUCCCCAGGGCUGUCUCCAAGAGCCUGGGGCUGCCUCGCAAGGACGCAUCUCUUCACUGGAUGUCAGCUACCAAGUUCCUGAGUCAGUGUGAAGCCAGUGCAGAUGACUACCUGGUUGUUGGGGUCCCAGUCAACGCUGGCAAAUAUACCUACCAGGCAGUGAAGUCAGAGCAAGGCAGGCCCACAGGACACACUGGGUUUGGAAGAGGAAAGGAAAGGCAGAGUUGCAUCACUUCAAGGGACAGAGGGACUUCUGCAGAGGCCAAGGAAGCCGCUUUGGCAGCCCAGGGGACCCUGUCGAGAGCAGAUGAGCUGGCGGGCGCGGUGGCGAUCCUGAAGAUGCCUCUGAGCUUCGCGAUGGGACUGCACCAUGCUCACCUGCAGCCUUCGCUCGCCUUCCUGUGGCUCUGUCUUUCUCCUUCCGUGCAGAGAAAGAGGCACAAAAGGCCAAAAUAUCUCCAGGCCUACGAGCCUGUAGGGCAGUUCCACCAAGCCGCCAGCGAAGGCUCAGUAGAGACAGUGAGGUGUCUGCUGAGGAGCGGACUAUUCAGCGUCAACGACACCGACGUACAGAACAGAACUGCUCUGCAUUACGCGUGUGCCUAUGGCCACAGGGAAGUGGUCCAUCUGUUACUCGACUACGAAUGCACCAUCAGUGUCUUCGAUAACGAGCAGUGCACUCCACUUAUCAAGGCCAGCCAGCGGGAGUUUCAUUUGUGUGUCGAUACCCUGCUUACACAUGGAGCUGAUCCGAACGACGCAGACAUGUACGGGAACACCGCGCUGCAUUACGCAGCUCUGAAUGAUGACUUAGAACUGGCAGAUCUACUGCUUGCCUACGAUGCAAAUAUCGAGGCAAAAACAAAGGAAGGCUUCACGCCAUACCUCCUUGCUCUACAGGAAAACAAAGAUUUUAUAGCAGAAUUUUUGGAACACAUGGGCGCAGAUAUACAUGCGGAGGAGCUGCUGGAUAGGAAACACCGUAAAAUGCACCGCAGGAGGAUGUGUAAGCAUACAGUGCGACGUCGAGAAGCAGCUCGCAGUACUUCUCCGAGCUUCUAUCGCAGGGCGACCAACAGAGGUGCUCGUGAUUCUGAAACUGAAAGAGACGAGCAAGACAAUGACUUCAAUGCCCAGGUUGAACGAGUGAGGAAGAAAUGCUUACUUAAGGAACUGACAGGCUCAGAGAAGUUACAUCGUAGAGCCUCAGCUACUGUUUCUGCUGCUGCCGACCCUGCUGCCCCUGGUUCUGGUAGCGCAGCUCCUGCCUCCUCUGCCGCUGCUGCUGAUGGCACUGAUCCUCCUGUUCCUGCUACUCCUGCCCCUCCUGCUUCUCCUGCCCCAACUUCUACUCCUGCCACUACUAUCCCUGAUGUUGACCCAUUCGAUUCUCCUGCUCCUUCUGCUUGUGAUACUCUGGAUGGUUCUGAUGCUCCGGAUGCACCUCAUAUUCCUGAUGGUACCGAUACUCUGCAUGGUCCUGAUUCUCCAGAUGGUCCUGAUUCUCUGGAUGUUCCCAAUCCUCUGCAUGAUCCUGAUACUCCCACUGACCUUUCUGCUCCUGCUGAUCAUGCUCCCCUUUCUUCUCCUAUAUAUCUGCACCUGCUCUUCCUCCUCGUCUUGCUUGUCUUCUUCCACCUGCCCCUGCCAUUCCUCAUGCCCCUGUUGUUCCUGCUGCUCCUAGUGAUGCUUUGUCCUUACCGUCCUCAUGCUCCCCUUGCCUCAUCUGCACCGGACACUGCUGAUGGUCCGGACACUUAUGAUGGUCCAGAUACUCCUGAUGGUGCAGACACUCCUGAUGAUCCAAACACUACUGAUGGUCCGAAUAUCACUGAUGGUAAUGAUAGUCCCAAUGGUCCAGACAAUUCUGAUCGUCCAGCUAAUGCUGAUGGUCCAGACACUCCAGAUGGUCCGUACAUUCCUGAUGGCUUGGACACUUCUGAUGGUCCAGUAUUUCCCGAUGGUUCAAAAUAUCCUGAUGUUCCAGACACAGCUAAUGGUCCAUAUACUUCUGAUGCUCCAGAUAGUACCAAUGUUUCAGAAUAUCCUGAUGGUCUGGUCACUCAUCAUGGUCCAGUAACUUCCAAUGCUUCAGAUAACCCUGAUCUUCCGGUCACUCCUGAUGGUCUGGACGCUUGUGAUUGUCCAGAUACUAUUAAUGAUUCAGACAAUACUCAUGGUCUGGUCACUCCUGCUGGUCCAGACACUCCUGAUGAUCUACACACUCCUGGUGGACCGGAUAGUCCUGAUAGUUCAGAUGAUCCCGAUGGUCCUAACACCUGUGAUGUUCCAGUUACUCAUGAUGGUCCGGAUAACCAUGAUGAUCCGGACACUUUGGAUGGUCCAGAUAAUACCGUUGUAUUAGAUAAUCCUGUUGGUCCAGACACUCCUGAUGUUUCGGACACUUCUGAUGGUCUGGAUAAGCCUGAUGGUCCAGAUAAUCCCGAUGGUCCAGACACUCGCGAUGGUCCAGACACUCCUCACAGUAUGGACACUUGUGAUGAUCCUGAUACUUCUGCUGUUCCCGAUACUUCUGAGGCUCCCACUACUUCUGUUGGUUUUGAAAUUUCUAAUGGUUCCAGUACAUCUGAGAAUCCCCGUGUUUCUGAUGGUCCCGAUGCUCAGGAUGGUCCUGAUUCACCUGCACCUCCUGCUGCCCUUCUUGAUCCUGCUAUUACUGUGGAUGCUGAUGUUCCUGCCCCUCGUUCUGUUCCUGCCGAUGGUCCCGCAUCUCCUAAGGCUGCUGACUAUGAUGAUGAAGAACAUGCUCUAAAAGCUGUGAAAGACGUUCCAACUAAGGAGAAAAAUGAUAAAAAUGAAAGUGCUUGUCCUUUGGAGAAAGGAAACAAACAUGAAAUUACAAAAAGUCCAUUGAAAGAAUUGGUGAGAAUACCAACACCUAAGACAUCUACUGCAGAAAUGGACACACCGAAGGGAGUGAGCGGUCAUCUCGUGUCAGAUUCCACCAUCAGAAUGGAACGUAAUAAUCAAGCAUUUUCAUACAAAUGCCUAAUGAAUGGAGCCCCCUGCCCUCUGGCAGAAGAAAAGAAAAGUGAAAAUAGCAAAUUCACUACAAGCGAAUCCGUGUCUGCAUCAACCAGCGCGGGGUCUCCUUUUGAAAUGGGGACUGUGCCCGAACCGCAAGUUGACGGUAGUCACGUGUCCGGUGAUCUACACCGAACUGGGAGAAGGAGGGUGCUCAGCUCCAUCCCAUUGCUGAGCGGUGCAGGAAGAUGGACCCCAGGCACACUGACGAGCAGGAGCGGUGAUGAUGGAAGUUUGGCUGUAGUGGAUAUUGACACCUAA
Jaculus jaculus (lesser Egyptian jerboa) is the source of this 3312-nucleotide messenger RNA. RefSeq names its product proteoglycan 4-like. Gene Ontology annotation, molecular function: protein binding. The coding region runs from base 1 to 3312 and encodes 1103 amino acids. The transcript has 13 exons. The record is from RefSeq and is a predicted model, not a curated record. Lineage: Eukaryota; Metazoa; Chordata; Mammalia; Rodentia; Dipodidae.